UCCAUUCGAGCCUCUGUGUGAUAAGCAUAUUCAGCGUGCUUGAAAUGAUAGAAAAUUUCAAUUAAAUUAGUUACCUGCAUGCAUGCUUUAUUCGUAAUGUAUUGCUAUGCAAGUUGGUUGCUGUCUUCCAUCUUCUUCUGGUUGUGUUCCUGUCGUGUGGAUUAUUGCUAUGCCGGAGAUACUUUGAAGCAGGGCGAGUGGAUUACUGACAAUGGAAUAACCCUUGUCUCCAGUGGAGAAACGUUUGAACUGGGAUUCUUUACCCCUAUCAGAAGCUCUACCCACGAAAGGUUCGUUGGGAUUUGGUACAAGCAGGAUCAACAAACAGUUGUAUGGGUUGCCAAUCGAGGCUACCCUGUACUUAACGGUUCCACUGGAACUUUUGGAAUUUCAGAUGAUGGAAACCUCCAGGUAUCGGAUACUGGAGGUGAAUAUUAUUGGUAUACGGAUCUUGAUUUCUCGUCUACAAAUCGGACUGUGAAGCUCCGCGAGGAUGGAAACCUGGUCUUAAGCGAUGAUAAUUCGUCGGCGAUGGUUCAGUGGGAGAGCUUUAAAUAUCCGACUGAUACAUUUCUUCCAGGUAUGAACAUAGAUCAAAUCCGGUUGAUUUCAUGGAAACCCGAUGAUGACCUGGAAAGGCGGAAGAGGUUCAGCUUUAGGAAAGAUGAAGAAGAGGGCAACUACGUUAUCAAAAAGGGGCGAAGACAAGAUUAUUGGAGAAGUAGUUGGAUAAGAAACAGCUCAGAUGUCAUGCCCUAUGACAUAGAAAUGUUAUUAUUAAAGAAGAGAUAUUCAUGGGGUUUUCCUUACGAAAGGUUGGUGAUGAAUAAUACGGGGGAAUUACAAUACUAUCGGAGCUCGAGUGUGGACGUGGGAAAGUGGUCUUUGAUUUGGAGAAAGCCGGAAGAACAAAAAUAUUGUAGCAUUUACAAUUAUUGUGGGAAUCUCGGCAGCUGCAAUAUUAAUAACAAUAAGGUAUGCAAAUGUUUGCCCGGGUUCCAACCUAAUUCCCGGAUGGAAUGGGAUUCUGGAGAUUUUUUGAAGGGGUGCGGAAGAAGUUGGAAUUCAUCUGACGAGAGAGACAUGUUCUUGAGCUUAAAGAUGAUGAAAGUGAGCAUGUAUGACUAUUCUUUAGUGGUCAAUGAUACAACAUGCAGAAGGGAGUGCCUUAACAACCACCUGUGCCAGGCUUAUUCAACACGCCUGCAGGUUUAUUUAGUGUCGAUCACAUUCUGCAGAAUUUGGACUUCGGAUCUAAGUGAUCUUCAAGAGGAAUACACAAACGGUGUUGACCUCUUUGUCCGCGUUGGGAAAUCUGAAAUAGGAUCAACUUCAAGGAGUUGUGAGCCUUGCGGCACAAACCUGAUCCCCUAUCCGCUCAGCACUAAAAAAAAUUGUGGUGACCCCAUGUACUUCAGUUUCUACUGCAACAAUUCCACAGGCCAGGUUAGCUUCAAGAGUACGCCUAAAGACACCUACCGAGUCAUAAGUAUCGAUCCAGGCACACGGAAAUUUUUCAUCCAAAUCAAACACACAGGAAAUGAUACAAAUUCAACAGGAAUUCAGCAGCUCAAUAAGUCAUUAGAGUUAUUACCGUUUAAUGCGCCCAUUGAUUCUACCAACUAUAGUUCUAAAGCUAAAGAUGAAAUAGAAAUUAGUUGGAAGCCCCCGCCGGAGCCAAGCUGUAAUUUACCCAACGACUGCAAGGACUUGCCAAAUUCAAAUUGCACUGUAGCAAAAGAUCAUAGAGAGAAGAGGUGCCAUUGCACUCAAAACUUCCAAUGGGAUGGCUCAAAUUGUACUAGAGAAAGUGCCCGAAAGAUGUCAAGGACUCUAAUUGUCAUGAUACCUCUGAUAAUAGUGUUUCUCUUCGCAAGUGCAAUUGUUUGUAUAUACAUGCGGAGAAGAAAGAUGGCCAAGAGACAAGAAAAUCAAAGAAAGCGAGCACUUCGUGCAUUAGACAAUGAAAAACAUGUCAAAGACUUGAUAGACUCGGUUGAAUUCACAGAAGAAGAUAAGAAAGACAUAGAUGUACCAUUUUUUGACUUGGAAAGCAUUCUCGCAGCUACAAAUAGUUUUUCAGAAGCAAACAAGCUUGGAGAGGGGGGCUAUGGGCCGGUUUACAAGGGCACAUUUUCAGGAGGUCAACAAAUUGCUUUAAAGAGGCUCUCAUGUGUUUCCGGACAGGGCUUACAAGAAUUUAAAAAUGAGGUGGUGUUGAUUGCAAAACUUCAACAUAGAAAUCUUGUUAGUCUUCGUGGAUAUUGCGUAAAAGGAUAUGAAAAGAUUUUACUCUACGAGUACAUGCCCAACAAAAGCUUAGACUCAUUUAUAUUUAAUAAAAAGCUAAGAAUGUCUUUGGACUGGGAGAUGCGCUUCAAAAUCAUUUUAGGAAUAGCUCGUGGGCUUGUCUAUCUUCAUCAUGACUCCAGAUUGAGGAUCAUCCAUAGAGAUAUGAAAACUAGUAACAUUCUUUUAGACGAGGAGAUGAACCCCAAAAUAUCUGACUUUGGCUUGGCAAGGAUGAUUGAAGGCAAAGAAACCGAGGCUAGCACAAUCAAACUAGCUGGAACUUAUGGCUAUAUGUCUCCGGAGUACACACAAAAUGGAAUGUUUUCAUUCAAAUCCGAUGUUUUUAGCUUUGGUGUGGUUCUACUUGAGAUUAUAAGUGGAAGAAAGAAUGAUGCCAUCAUGAGCCUUAUAGGUUAUGCUUGGAGAUUGUUGGAUGAAAACAAGGUGUUGGAUUUAGUGGACCAGACUCUACGUGAAGAUUGCAAUGCAUACCAGUUAGCAAAGUGUGUAAAUAUUGGAUUCUUAUGCUUACAAGACGACCCAAAUGACCGUCCUACCAUGUUAAAUGUUGUUACCAUGCUUGACAGUGAAGCUGCAACAAUUCCAACUCCAAAACGACCAUCUUUGGUUCCAGGGACAUGCCUUUCUAGCACAACUAGUUCUUUUACUAGACUGGACACAAUUACAGAAUCAACUAGUAGUUUCGGAGGAACGUGAUACCAAUGCAAGUUCUCUUGAAUCCAUCCUUGAUCUCUUAAUAAGAAGGUUCUAGCGCAGACAAAACAUUGGUUUUAUGAAUAAGAAGGGUUUAUUAGUCCUUCACGCAAAUGAAACUUUUCUCCCAAUAUCUAUUCAUUUUCUUGAACCUUCUUUACGGUAUCUGCAUUUGGUGAUGAUUGUAAUUUCUUUUUCUAUUUUGUUUCGGUCAUUGU
Corylus avellana is the source of this 3224-nucleotide messenger RNA. The record is from RefSeq and is a predicted model, not a curated record. NCBI's taxonomy places the organism in Eukaryota, Viridiplantae, Streptophyta, Magnoliopsida, Fagales, Betulaceae.